This is a messenger RNA of Anopheles marshallii, 264 nucleotides long. It is a transcript of the gene Dph3, whose product is annotated as diphthamide biosynthesis protein 3. NCBI's taxonomy places the organism in Eukaryota, Metazoa, Arthropoda, Insecta, Diptera, Culicidae. The record is from RefSeq and is a predicted model, not a curated record. Gene Ontology annotation, molecular function: metal ion binding. The coding region runs from base 1 to 264 and encodes 87 amino acids. Gene Ontology annotation, biological process: protein histidyl modification to diphthamide. The transcript has a single exon.
AUGAGUGUGUACCAUGAUGAAGUCGAAAUCGAAGAUUUCGAGUACGACGAAGAGGAGGAGAUGUACUACUAUCCUUGCCCGUGCGGUGACCGAUUCCAGAUCAGCCGCGAAGAGUUGAUAGCGGGUGAGGAGGUAGCCACCUGUCCGAGCUGCUCGCUAAUAGUGAAGGUGAUUUACGACCCGGAAACGUUUGCCGCGGAGCAGGAUGAAGCGGAAACGGCCACCGGCAGCAAAGUGACUGAACAACAGUUGGAAAAGAACUAA